UCUGGUGGCAUUUUUUUUGGGCCCUGGCAGGAUGAGGCCAAGAAGCCCUCACACAUCCCUGCACAGCGUCCAGCUCACAGUCCUGCCUGUGCCUUGGUUCCCUCAGGGUGUGGUGUCAGGCUUUUCCUCAUGCAUGCCCAUGUUCUGCUAACUCAGUGCCCUCUCUUCCAGGUGCACCUCCUGCUCCCAGACAUGUCCUGCUACGACCAGUGCCGGCCGUGCCUGCCAUGCCAGCCCUGCGGCCCGACCCCGCUGGCCAGCAGCUGCAAUGAGCCCUGCGUCAGGCAGUGCCAGAACUCUACCGUCGUCAUUGAGCCUUCUCCUGUGGUGGUGACCCUGCCCGGCCCCAUCCUCAGCUCCUUCCCACAGAACACCGCUGUGGGAUCCUCCACCUCUGCUGCCGUUG
Messenger RNA from Oxyura jamaicensis (ruddy duck), 406 nucleotides. Its product is annotated as feather keratin Cos1-1/Cos1-3/Cos2-1-like. The transcript has a single exon. The record is from RefSeq and is a predicted model, not a curated record. Gene Ontology annotation, cellular component: intermediate filament. NCBI's taxonomy places the organism in Eukaryota, Metazoa, Chordata, Aves, Anseriformes, Anatidae. The annotation marks the transcript as partial. Gene Ontology annotation, molecular function: structural constituent of cytoskeleton.